AUGGCCGAGGCGGUUGCCAAGGAGAGAGCAUUGGAUGCGACGGUCAACGUGGUAAGGGUCCAGCACAAGAAGGGCCAUGCCAUCCUCGACCACGGCGAGGAGUCGCCUGCUGGCAUCAGGCCUGACCAGUUGCCCCUGUGCGAUUUCACAGAAGGCGGCAGCGAAGUAAGGCACGCCGUGGACAUCAUCUCCGAGCACGUCGGCGAAGCCCCAAAAGACGACAUUCGCGAGUGCCUGGGCAGACAGAACCCUGCCUACGGCGAGCUCCCGGAACCUUUCCGCUUGAAGGACACGGGUGGCGUCUCGUACCACAUGUCUAUAUUCGCCAUUCCCCUCGAGGGCGGCAAAUUCGCGGCGGUCAAGGUGAUCGAGAUGGCGGAAAAGCAAGAGAAGGGCUUCUUGAAGGGCUUGUGCGUCGGAACGCCCCAAAUGAUCAGUUGGGGCGAGAUUGGCGGGUCGAACGCCCAUCACAACCUCAAGGCCUUCCAAUGCAUGAUCGAGGGGCUGGGCGGCUUUCAAGCCCGCGCGCUCGGGUUGGCCCCCUCCUCAAAGGAGGGGGGCGAACUCGACGAAGACGCCAUCGAAGCAGGCUUCGAUUACAUUUACGACGAGGGCCCGCGGCACACGGAGAAGCUUACCCAGCUGAAGUGGAUCGCCAAGAGGACCCGCAAGCAGGCGAACUGCCCGAUCGCUGGGUGGCGCGACGGGCUGGCGAAGGAGGCGUUACGCCAGCUCGCGCAGGCCGACGCCUUUGCGGCCGCGCAGACUUUCUUCGGCAUGACAAUGGCGGACUACGAGAUGUACAUGGUAGACUUGGGGGCGCGCCUGGUGGCGUCGAGGAAGCUCAAGGGCAAUUUGUGCCUGGGCAAAGCUGGGAUCGGAAAGUCCCCAUACAUCAAGUCUCUCACGAUGCGCCUCAGCCACCAGGCGCGCAUCGACGCGACGGGGCGCACCGAGGAAGCACUCAACGGAUCGUACCGCGUGUGCUCUGAGAUGGAUCUCUUCAGGGGUCGCCCUGGGCUGGUUGACACGCCCGACAUCUUCGACGACGGCGACUCUUCCACCCGGCGCCCCAGAGUUCUCAAGGCUUUCGGUGACAUUGCGUCAGCGGAAGCGGGGGCCGUGGCGCGGUGGACUGGGCGUCGGCGGGCCAAGGGUCAGCCCAGAGCGUUGCUGGGCAACAAGUACGACCAGCGCGUAGAGCCUGGCCCGCAAGGGGCCCCCAGCUCCAAGAACGGCGCCGAGACCAUCACGCAUGAGCAGCUCAUGUCUUUGAUCCGCCCAGCCUGGCCAAUCGACAUGCUGUUUCCAGACCAGGUGGCCGUUCUCAAGCGCAUCAACUUCGUCGUGCAGACUGACCUCUGGCUCUACAUUCGGUUUGCGACAGAGGAUGAGGUGCCUGCUCACAAGUUCCCAGUGCCCGAGAAGCGGACGUGGAUCCGCAAGACCAGCGGACCCAAGUUCGGCGCCAUCCUCGAGGGGGCGGCGGGCGUGCCCGACGGGCACAAGCCCAUCGGCCCGACGUGGACUAGGAGCGACGCCCCGCUCGACGUCAGCCAAGCCGCAGAAGCGUUCAACGACAAGCAGCGCGUGACCGAGUUCCUCCGCGAUGAGCACCGCGAGGCGUCGCCCGACCCUUUCGCGGAUGGCUUCAGGUGCGACCGCCGCGGGGCUGACAGCGACGACUGCGAGGGCGAUGAGGAUGAUGAUCCGCUGCGCGGGACCCUCUCGCAGGAGCUCGAGCGGCUGCGGGGUCUCCACUUGGCGGGCGCCAUCGCGCUCGUGGAGUUCAACUCCUUGAAGAAGAGCGCGAUCGGGGAGCUCGCGCCCGCCAAGAAGGAGAAGGGCAAUGCCAAGCAGGAGCGGGCGCGCCGCACGCCGAUCAAGAAGGUCCCCGCAGGCGCGACCAUCAAGGGGGAGCCCGCGGGCGCGCCCGCGUCCGCGGGCGGCGUCACUGCUUCGCCCGUGGACAAGGAGACGAUGAAGGCGAUCUUCCCAGGCGUCGUGGCGAUCGACUCGGAUUCGGACUGA
Molecule: messenger RNA, 2031 nt
Organism: Prorocentrum cordatum
Lineage: Eukaryota; Dinophyceae; Prorocentrales; Prorocentraceae
Source: the annotation of a GenBank genome assembly